CUUGCACAUUGACGACAGAGUCGCGCGACGGAACUAUCUGUCCUUUCGUAUCCGUUCCAUCUAGUAUUCACCGAAAGAGUACAACAAUGAACAACGAACAGUUUCGUCGCCUUGUCGGUGCCAACACCCCCAAGCCUUCCGCGGAUCGCAAUGGCGCGUCUCCAGGUGCAGCCACUCCGCGCGGAGUAUCACUUGGUUCUAGGCAGAAAUCAAGUAUACCCAUGACACCGCGUUCAGUUGGCUUCCAUAAACCCGAUUUCGCGCGACAGUUAUCAGACCAAAACAAGGGUCAGAAGCAACCUAAAAAAUUUAAGUCGUAUGAUCCGAAAGGCAGCAAACUAGCAGAAGGGUACGUCGAUCGUUCUCGAAAUAGGGCCGCGGAAGAAGAAGAUGAGCGAGCAGCGCGAAUAAAGGCACUAGAAGAGUCUUUGAAGAAGGAAGAGAUUGAUCAAGAAACCUUCGACAAGCUCCGGAGUCAGAUUGCUGGCGGAGAUCUUUCCAGCACGCAUUUGAUAAAAGGCCUCGACUUUAAACUACUUGAGCGAAUACGAAAGGGGGAAGAUGUCUAUGGCGACGGUGGAGAAGGCGCGAAAGAGGAAUCUUCCGAGGAAGAAGCCGACUUUGACGAAGAGCUAGACAAACUAGGAGAAGAAGAGGUCACCACAGUCACGAAGGAGAAAACUAAAAAGAAGGGUCAAUUAUCAACCGCUCCGCUAAAUCCAUCGAAGAAGCGAACGAGAGACCAAAUUUUAGCCGAGAUGAAGGUUGCGAGGGAAGCUGCGAAAGCAAAAGAAGAUACCGGUCUGGGCUCAAAGUUCAAGAGGAUUGGCGCGAAGACUCCCGGAACGAGAAUAGAGAGAGACAACAAAGGUAGAGAGGUAUUAAUCGUGGUGGAUGAGGACGGCAACGAGAAGCGUAAAAUACGAAAGACUCAACCUGCGAUCGAGGAAACACCGAAAGCUGCGGAUAUGAUGCCUGAUAAAAAUGCCAAACCACUCGGUAUGGAAGUUCCGGAGCAGUAUAGGAAACAGGCCGAAGAACCAGAAGAUGAGGAUGUUAAUAUUUUUGAUGAUGUCGGUGAUGACUACGAUCCUCUUGCGGGACUGGAAGAGGAGGAUUCCGAGGACGAAGAAGCCGGCGAGAAGAAAACACAACCGCCUGAAGUUGGCAAAGAAGACAAUAUUGCUAUGCCUCCUCCACCUCGUCCAACCACGACAGAACCGCGGAACUAUUUCAAGGACUCUAAGACGGGAUUGAUAUCAUCAGAAACACUCAAGGCGCCUUCUAUGUCUGAUCCGGCAAUACAAGCUGCUUUCAAGAGGGCCGCAUCUCUCAAACAAAUUCCCAAGCCAACCGACGAGGAGGAUGAAGAAGCUAGGGCUAAGGCGGAGCGCCUGAAGAAAUUAUUGCAGUCGGACGACCGCGACGCGGAGGAUAUGGAUAUGGGCUUCGGUACGAGUAGGUUCGAAGACGAAGAGGACUUCGAAGAUAAAACAGUUAAGCUAUCAGAAUGGGGACGUGAAGACGACGAGGAUGGUCGCGGUGGGGGAGGUGGCCCUAAGCGCAAGAGAGCUCCCAAAAAGCGGAAGGGAGACGGUAAUAAUGCUGCGGACGUGUUACGAGUGAUUGAGAAACGCCGAGCUGCGGAAUAAUUCUACACUUAGUCAGAUCAUAGAUAAUAACAAUUGUAAAUUGGCCA
This is a messenger RNA of Annulohypoxylon maeteangense, 1699 nucleotides long. RefSeq lists its product as uncharacterized. Gene Ontology annotation, biological process: mRNA splicing, via spliceosome. NCBI's taxonomy places the organism in Eukaryota, Fungi, Ascomycota, Sordariomycetes, Xylariales, Hypoxylaceae. The coding region runs from base 87 to 1652 and encodes 521 amino acids. Gene Ontology annotation, cellular component: nucleus. The record is from RefSeq and is a predicted model, not a curated record. The transcript has 2 exons.